This is a messenger RNA of Centruroides sculpturatus (bark scorpion), 1092 nucleotides long. RefSeq lists its product as uncharacterized. Lineage: Eukaryota; Metazoa; Arthropoda; Arachnida; Scorpiones; Buthidae. The record is from RefSeq and is a predicted model, not a curated record. Bases 1 to 855 code for a protein of 284 amino acids. The transcript has a single exon.
AUGGCAAAAUUUGAACUUUUACCAACUCAACAGCUGGAAAUGAUAGAUGGUAAAAAUCGUUACGAACUUUUACGUAAUCAAAUACCAUUGUACGGUGAUUGCUGGAUUAAAGCUGUGGAAGAAUUGCAUUUGGGAUGUAAACAAUUAAACGAAGAAAUACAAAGUAGAUUGGCUUUCUCAUUUGCCAGAUGUUUUCUUCUAAAACUCGGAUUGAAAAUUGAUCCCUGCCCAUCGCAUGUAGAUAUUGCAGAAUGCAUGAAGGAUAUGAAUGAAAGAAUUUUUACUUCUUACACUGAAUUUUUUACGCAUACUCAAAGUAUAUGCUUCUUCUUACAGAGCCAAGUUUGGCAAAACGAAGUUGAAGGUACUGUUCGUAAACUGUCGGCAACUUCGAAACGGUUGAGUUAUAAGUUGGAACUGGCCUCGGAGAAGCAAAUGGAAAUAUUAAAAUUACAGAGUGUCUCUCUGGAUGAACAGCAGAAAAUGUUGAAAUCUGGUAAUGAUCUUAAUAGCCAAAUUGAAAAGUCCAGAGAGAAUAUUAAAAAUGUCUUUCAGGAGCUUAAAUCUACUACUCAAGAACACAGAAUUUUAAUUUUUGAAGUCUUUGAGCAGAUUAAUAAAUUAAAUGCUCUUAUUUUAGGUGGUUUUGUUGGGUUUUAUACCAUAGUGUUUUAUGUAGUGUCAAUUUUUGUUUCAUAUUUAUUGACUUCCACUACAAGAACUCAAGAUGCUCGGUUAUGGUUAUUUAUCAUUAUGACUUUAAACUGUAUAGGAGAACAAAUAAUAUGUUCAUAUAGUAUGAAAGAGGAAAGUGAAAGAAAUAAGUUAUUACAAGAUGACGUAAGUAUUUUAUAAUUUUUAAAAUUCAUAAUAGUAAAAAUAGUAUUUGGAUGAAAUACAGAAUGUGUACAUAGAUACAUAGUUUUUGAUAUAACACGUGGAUUCCUUCCACUUUCAGAAAUUUUUUCGAAAAAUGGCAUGUUCCAUAUUUUUCAAAAACAUUCGAAUUAAAGAAUCCAGUUAUAACGAAAGGUAUAAAAAAGUAAGCCUGAAGAAGAUCCCAGGAGGGGAAUCGAAAACGUUUGCCGAUUU